This is a messenger RNA of Miscanthus lutarioriparius, 2097 nucleotides long. Lineage: Eukaryota; Viridiplantae; Streptophyta; Magnoliopsida; Poales; Poaceae. The record is from the annotation of a GenBank genome assembly.
AUGGAGACGGCUGCCGCGACCGCGAGGCCCGGCGCAGCGAGGAAACGGCUGCGGAGCCAAUCGCCGCCUUGCGAAGGGGAGGGUCCGAGCGAGCUCAAGCUCGCUAGACUUCGCUUCGACUGCGACGGCGGCGCCAAGGGCGCGUGGGAACACCUCGACCUCGUCCUAUCCCUCCAGAGCAAGGAGCUGUCGCUCGAAAGAAAGAUUGAGCUAGCAGUUGAAUUUCUAACCACACUGCCAAAUGACUCGAGCCACGGCCAUAAGGUGCACAGCAUUCAGCUAUUGCGUCUGGUGUCAUUUAUCGGAAACUGGGUGCAGUCUAUCUUAAAUUUUCCUGAGAAUAGUAAAAAGGUGCUACAGACUUUUGAUCCAGCAUUGGAUUGUAGAUGCUGGGAAAUUUUGAGAGUUUGUGUUGAAAAGAAGCCAUCCAUUUCAAUAUCUCUGAACUUACUUAAAUCACUUAGUCAUGUUGCAAGCCAUGGUUUGGGCAGAGUUGAUAGCAACAGGUCACAUGCUGACAAUGAAUCUAUUGAGCUCUUCGAACAAGUGUUUGACUGUAUGUCAUUGCUUUUCUCCUCCAACACAAGAGCAUUCUUCAAUGCAGGUGUAGAUUUAUGGGCCUCGUGUGCUAUUGAGGUUAUCAAUCUUGCCCAGAAGGUUUCAGCUAAUGAGGACGAUUUCUGCCCUGUUCUUCAGAAACUUGCAAAUUGCCUCCUUGGGCAAUUCUCAAGCUUCCUGAGAUUUUGCGCAAAUCCGAAGAAUAUUUUCCAUGCUUUUGUUGAUAAGGUUCUAGGGCCAUUGUUGGAGUUGUUAGUUUUACUUAAUUCACAAGCAAAUUCCUGUAAGCACAAGCAGUCAGGAACAAUGUUGAAAAUUGUUGAAGAUGUCUUGUCAAAUGGACUGUUUCAUCCCCAACAUCUUAGUGGAUAUUUCGGUCUCAGCAGUUUGAAUAAAUCUCUUUCUGCCAAGGAUAUCAAAGGAAGCUACCAUAGACACCUAUUUCAGCGAUUCAAAGGAAUAAAAAUGGAAAACAAGGCUGUAUUGCUGGCUGGGUUUGGUUACUUGCUUCAAUUGUUUGUCAGGAGAGCUAGAAAUCAAAGAACUGUAGCACUGAGUGGAACAACAUUGGGUCGGCUGCACAAAAGCAAUGAUGGUUCUGAAGAACCACAACAACAUAGAGAAUCACUUUUUGAAGUGUUUAUUAAGUUUAUGGAACCCAUGGUGUUAGAGUGUAAAUCGUAUUCCCAAAAGGAUUUUUCUAAGUUAGGGGUGACAAGGCUAGUAGAGGUCCAUUGCAUGCUGAAAUCCAUUAAUGUGAUGCUGAUAACACUUAUUGAAGAGAAGAUCUAUGUUCCUACAGAGGAUACAUUGGAAGGAUCUUACUUCAACUUUUUGCAAGAUAUUUACUCUGUCUUGAUCUCAAUAUCUGAAAAGAUGUACAAAUUCUGGAUGUCUGCUGUGCAUCUAGAAGAUGUAAGCAUUAAGAAGAUAGUACCUUUAAUGUUCGCAGAGAUUGUUUCUGCAGUUGGCAGUUUUCUAGAAAUCGAGUACAAAGUUCUGGGAGAUGACCUUAUGAAAUUGUGGUUAAUGAUUUUUGCUUUGUCUGCAUUUAAUACAUCUUCCAAGGACAUCAAACCAUGUUUCCUGCUAGCUUCAAAGAUUUCAAGCCUCGCAGCCCAAGUGAUUUGCACAUUCAGUGAGCUUCGUCAGGUUUCCCGCUCGAUUUUCAGGCUGUGUGAUGCUGUGAGAGCAUUCAGAGGUGAUGGCCCUGAUGGAGUACAAGGCUCAUUUUCUGUGGCUUCUUUAUUGCCCCAGGAAUGUUUGGAAUCAUUGACAACAUUGUUGAGUUCUGAAACAUUGAUGGGUGCUAUUCGUACUUCAAUUAAAUUGAUGCCUCAAGGGCAGUCUAGUCGAUGCAUAGAGGAGCUUACAUCGGAUCUCACAGAAACAUUGAACUGGAUGACAGAUUGCAGUUUGGAAGAUGAUUUAAACAAACUUGGAGAGCCGUCCAUUGCCAGGAACUCUAUUUUUUUCAGAAAGCCGAACUUCUUGGCAGGCACUUAUCUGAAAUAUAUGCUAGUGUUCUUGACUCAAUAA